This is a messenger RNA of Carya illinoinensis, 1522 nucleotides long. Its product is annotated as protein OSB1, mitochondrial-like. Gene Ontology annotation, biological process: positive regulation of helicase activity; mitochondrial DNA replication. Lineage: Eukaryota; Viridiplantae; Streptophyta; Magnoliopsida; Fagales; Juglandaceae. Bases 562 to 924 code for a protein of 120 amino acids. Gene Ontology annotation, molecular function: single-stranded DNA binding. Gene Ontology annotation, cellular component: mitochondrial nucleoid. The transcript is spliced from 4 exons. The record is from RefSeq and is a predicted model, not a curated record.
CCUCAUCUCUGCGCUUCCACACUUUGGCGCGCAAACAGUCUCUCAUGGAACAUAGAGAUAAAAGAAAGAAGAGAGAAUGGCAUUGAACCGGACGUUACUAUUACAACCAUCUUCGUUAUCUACGAGGAGAACAACGAGGAAAUUUGUCUGUAUUAUACCCAAAAUCCCAUUCUCAAACCUGAGAAUCCCAUCUCUGGCCCCACCAUCUUCCACAAAUCGGUGCUUGCAGUUGUGAUGCUCGGUGGAUCACAAGGACCCGCAGCAGUACAGUAACAACACCCAGGUGGCGUAUCCGAAGCCCACGGAGAUCCCGUGGAGUAAGGAGCUCAGCAACACGGUGAAUCUCAUCGGCAUUGUCGGCACCCCAUCGAGAUCAAACACUUACCCACUGGCAAAGUCCUUGCUGGACGCGCCUCGCCCUCAAGAAGUCCGCCUCUCUCACCUCCUGGAUAAAUAUGACAUUUUGGGAUGAGCUAGCGCAUAGUUCUUUUCAACAUGUGGAGAAGGGCCACCAAAUAUAUGUCUUGGGCCGGCUCGUCAUAGAUAUAGUUGAAAGUGAAGAUGGAAAACAGCAGAUCUACUACCAGAGGCAAGUCCCUAUAUAUAGUUUGUUUGGCCCUUUCAAUUAUGAUUGUUUUAGCUUUUUUGCAGGUAAUUGUUCAACAACUUAAUUUUGUUGUAAGGAGCCUCUCAUCCUCGCCUUUGUAUGAUCAUGACUCUGAUUCCAUGACUGGAGGUAAAAAGCUUGGAAAUAUUGCUGCAAGUAAUGUGGGUUCUGUCAAAGAAUUAUGGCAACCCUUCUUUGCUAAUCCAGUGGAUUGGUGGGAUAAUAGGAAGAACAAGAAGAACCCAAAAUAUCCAGAUUUUAAGCACAAAGAUACUGGAGAAGCUUUGUGGGUUGAAGGCAGGUACAAUCCGCCAUGAGUGAAGUCCCAACUGGCAAUACUGGAUACACAAAUGGGGUCCCUCUAUGAUCAGGAUGCUAGGAUUGAUGCAAAUAUAGUGGCUGGUGAUAAAAUUUUGCCUUUCUAAAUGCUUAUGAUGCUGAUCUUUAGGUUUGGUCCUGAUGGGGCAGUUUCUCUGUAUAUUUUUCUCCUUUUGGCAGAUAAGCCGGAAGAUCUCCGGAGAAAGUGUUGAAAGUUUGCAGUCUACAGUGUGGUUUUUACAUGAUAUGCAAAUUAUAUAAGUCAGUCUGUAUUUAGUUCCCUGGGAGGCUAUGAUGAUGUUUGGGUAUUGGUGCUAAUGGGACAGUUUCUCUGUAUAUUCUUCUCCGUUUAAUGCUAGCAGUUUACUUGAAAAAAUAGAUUGGCUGGUCUCCCAUUUCUGUUCUUGCAAGCAGCCAGAUUACUUUUUAACCCUGGAAGGUGGACUUUCAGAUUCAUUUGAACAAAAUAUCAUUUAUUCUGCUUGUUGCUUGUUCAUCAACAAUUACAUUUUUGAGGAUAAUCGUUGGGUCCAAUGUUGGUGCAAUAAGGGGACAAUGAUUGCCUUCACAAAUGGUGUUAGUAAUUAUAUCCGUCAA